This is a messenger RNA of Rubroshorea leprosula, 1041 nucleotides long. NCBI's taxonomy places the organism in Eukaryota, Viridiplantae, Streptophyta, Magnoliopsida, Malvales, Dipterocarpaceae. The record is from the annotation of a GenBank genome assembly.
CUGACAGAAAGGGAAAAACCAAGUCCUAAUUACUAAAUUGUGUUCUCUGGUCUUUGGAGGAGAACAACAAGAAAUCGAAAAUGGUGUUCUACUUCAAAGCCCGACCCGAGGCCGGUGAUUACACCAUUUUCAUGGGCAUCGACAAGCAUGAGAACGAAGAGCUUAUCAAGUACGGCUUCCCCGAAGACAUUUGGUUUCAUGUGGACAAAAUGUCUUCUGCCCAUGUUUAUUUAAGACUUCAAAAAGGUCAGACAAUUGAUAAUAUAAGUGAAGGUUUGCUUGAGGAUUGUGCUCAGCUUGUCAAGGCGAAUUCCAUCCAAGGCAACAAAGUGAACAAUGUUGAUGUUGUUUACACUCCCUGGUUCAAUUUGAAGAAAACUGCUUCCAUGGAUGUUGGCCAAGUUAGCUUUCACAACCCAAAGAUGGUUAGGACUGUGAGAGUGGAGAAGCGGAUAAAUGAGAUAGUCAACAGACUGAACAGGACAAAAGUGGAGCGAAAACCCGAUUUGAAAGCUGAGCGAGAGGCAGUCAAUGCAGCAGAAAGAGCAGAGAGAAAACAACAGUUGAGGGAGAAAAAACGGCGUGAGGAGCUGGAAAGGCUUGAAAAGGAGAGACAGGCAGAGAUAAGGAGCUACAAAGGUUUGAUGGUCUCUCAGAAUAUGACAUCAAACAAGCAAAUUGCAGCAACAAACAAGUCUUUGCAGGAACUUGAGGAUGAUUUUAUGUAAAGCAUAUUGGAUCUAAAUUUUCAUUAAAUUAAUCACUGCCAAAAUUUAUGCGUUUCGAGAAGGGUGGUUUGCCAUUUGUUUGUGAUUCUAGGUGUGAAGUCACUAUCCUUGUGCACGAGACAUAAUCACAAGAAGAGGUAAAAGAAAAGAAUAGAGUGAAGGGUUGGGUGCUGGGAGAUGAACUUCUCUUAUACUGACUGUGUUGUAUGAAUAUGAUAUUUAUCUCCGUUGCUGUUAUAUGUGAUUUUAUUCUCUCUUCCUAAUAAUGUUAUGAGUUCAACUUGUUCUUCUCGUAUAAAAAAGACAUGAUAUA